UAAGUUACAAUUGAAGCUGGACGUCAGUUUUGCCUAUCGGAAUAGUUGUUGCCUUGCGAUGACUAUUUUGAUGGUAGAAGCUGGUCCAGUUUCUUUUGUUUUUUUCCUUUGAUUUUGUUUUUUCUGUCUUUUUCCAUUCAAAUAAAAUUUCAUUUUAAACUCCAAAUCUUUAAGUUGUUUCGUCAUUCAUUUUUCUAUGCGAAGCCGGAAAAAUGCCUUUUAAAUGCAGCACAAUAUAAAGGAAAAAUAAACUUCUGGCAUCAGCAAUGAACAUGAUAGAGACGUCCAUGAAAUAUUGUACGAAGGGGGUAAACAGUAAACCAAACGUCAUAUACGUUAUCAUGUAAAAAACAUACGAUGAAAAAAUGAUGUGGAACUGUUCAGUAAAUAUUCGAUUAAAUAGUGAAUCAAAGAAAGAGAGCUUAAAAAAAGAGCUCUUGCGAUAGUUUCGGGAGAGUCUGUCCACAACAUGUCAAUAAAACCACAAAAGCGCGAUACGGAGAAAAAGAUACUUUCCGCCUGAUCAUUUUGGAAGCGGCGACAAGCCCUUUUUUGCGGUGACGUGGCCAGUUUCCGUUUUCGAUGGAAAGGCAAGAUAGGGGCAAAAACUUCAGUAACUCGCCAGCAGUUGGCGGCGAGACAAGUUGCGACAGUGAUGGCGUGAUCGUUUCUCUUCUCGUUCAAGGACACCUCGUUCCAGUCGAAAAAUGGCAACCAAUUCAACGUAAAGUAGUACUUUAAGUUUAAUUAUUGAUUGAAUAAUUAGAAUAGCCUAUCAGAGAGUCGUCAACGUCUAAGUAAAAAAAAAUGGGCAAGUUAAUUGGGCACGUUCACCAGAUUUCCGCAGAUUUCCAUAGAAAUGAAUGGCUACGUCAUUUGUUUUAGAUUACAAGUUUACAGUAACAAAAUGAUUAAGUGUUUCGCUGUCGAUUUCUAUCGACAGACAAAAGGUUUUAGGGAAAGGGGCUUACGGAAUCGUUUACGAAGGGACGUGGAAGGGCAGAAAAGUGGCCGUCAAACGAAUUCAAAUCGAAAACGUUAAAAACAACAAAGGAGGAGAAGAAGCUCUGCAAUACUUAGAUCACCCAAAUGUCGUCAAACUCUAGGCUAUCACGUUGAAAGCGACAUUGAUUUCAGAAUUUAUGCGCUGGAAUUUUGCCAGGCAUCACUGGAUCAAAAAUUCUUGGAUGACAAGAAACCGGGAAAAUACCGUGGACCCAUGCCGCCAGAAAAGGAAGUUUUCCUCCAGUUGGCCAAGGGAUUGACACACAUUCAUCAAAACCGAUUGAUCCAUCGAGACCUUAAACCUGAAAACGUCCUCAUCUGGGUGGAUUCAACUGGAAAAAAAGUCGUAAUGAAAUGGGCCGAUUUUGGACUUAGUAAACAAGUGAACGAAAGAGGAAGUCAUUCCAUUAGUGGAGUGAAAGGAACCAAUAACUGGUUUUCUCCUGAGAUAGUGAAGAUAUUUGAAGAGGAAGAAAUAAAGUAUGGUAAAACUACGUCACCCGACAUUCGUCCAAGAGGAACCGUCAAGAGCGACGUUUUCACUGCGGGACUUGUUUUCGGCUAUUAUCUAUUAGACGGUGAUCAUCCGUUUGGUUCAGCUGUAAAUGUUCUACCAAACAUUGUGAAGAAUAGGCCAGUCAAUCUGACAAAAAUAAAACAGCGACAUCCCAUGUACGUGAUUAUCGUAGACAUGUUGAAGGCCAAUCCCAACGAGAGGAUUUCAUCAGCCGAUGUUGUUUCAAAAAUAAACAACUUCAACCCUUGCGACAAGAAAAAGCCCUAUGCUGCGUUCCUGAUUGACCGACCUUUCAAAAAUCAAGUCCAGGGAAGAGACAGAUUUAAAAUAGCCAUGAUGAACUGUUUGCGCUAUCGCCUUCGGAUUGCACUGAAUUUGGAAAUCAAUACGGAAAAUGAAUCCAACAAAGACAAUGAAGGUCCUAAUUCUUGGGACGACGGUGUUUAUGACACACUUUUGCAACUCAUUAGCGAAUUUGACGCGACCGGCAUUGUAGAGAUUUGUCGUCUGUUGCUGGAAAGAAGAGCUGCCAUCCCGUUGUUCGUUCCCGAUUCCAAGAAACACUAUCUAAGCUUGCUAAGACACGUUACCUUGCCCAGGGUCAACUAUAUCAGUCUGGGUGACAGGUCCUUACAACGCGUCGCUGUCAUUUCCUGCCGUCAGAGGGACAAGAGUCGUACUUGCGACAUUCUGAAGAGCGUCUUCCACAUUGAGAGCCUCCAUGCCCUCGAUUUGUCACAGAGAAACAUCACUUCAGAAACUAUGUUGGCCGAAAUUGGGUGUGGCUGCAUAGUAACAGAAGGAUCCGUAAUUCAAAACGUCUUGGUUGCUCACGUCAUUGGAGAUUUCAGGCCACUCUGGUCAUUUCUGCGACGUUUUGCCGAUUGUUUUAUGAUUGAGGAUUCGACUGUUGAGGCAGAGAGUUUCUUCUCUUCAUUUCUGACAGAAGAGAAAAAAAGGGAAAUGGAUUUAGAAGACGCUUCACUCGGAGUAGCGACAAACAAGUCAAUGAAUUGUAUUUGGAAACCGUCGUUGGAAAGGUCGAGCAGUAAACGAAAUGAAGUCAAUGGAUUCACUCAUUUUUACAUGCAAGACGAACUUUCAGACGCAUCUAAAAUCGAAUUAAAAUCGCGUAUUGUCGAAAGCCUAAAGAUAAAGGCAGAGCAACCUUAUUUUGCAGCGAAUCGAUGGGAAUUGCACAAAAUUCCCAUUCUAAAAGAGGAAGGAUACAACUCCCUGGAUUGCGUGUCACCGGAAGAUAUUGACUCGAGAAUUGGACAAUCGGUCCAAAAUUUGGCAAAUGUGAAGAAAAACGAAUUUCUGCUGCAGAAAUUAUUUUUGCAAGAAGCGAAACACGUAGAGGUCAAAAUGGCCAACCGACUGAAAGAAGAAAUUGUGCAUGAAGAAGACGAAAAGAUCAAAUUAAUUCGUGAAAGACGCAGAUCUUACACCCGUCAGGUCGAAAGUAACAAAUUAAUUCAAUUGUUUCUGAGCUUCCUUUACAGUCAAGAUCCUUGUUCUCGCGUUUUGUCCAUUCGGAUGUUGGAAAAAGAAUUAGCCAAUCGCGGAGAACAGGAACUUGGCCCACUUCUGAAAACGGUUCAGAUGUUGUCAACGUCGUACUAUGACAAAUUACUCAAAGCCGUUGAUGUAAAAGAUCUAGAGUCUGCAAAAGAACAACUUCACGAUGUUAAAUCCAACCUGAUAGAAAGUGCACUCAACAUUGAACAUUUUUGGAGGGAACUGAGUCAUCUCUACACCGACACGGAAAAACGUUCACCGCUAAUUCAAAAAAUUCCCCAACUGGCAGCUCAGCAUUUACUGGACGGAUUCUGCCUCGAACUACUCGACGGCGAUUCCAAUUUAAUCCACUUGCAAUGGGUGGAAGAAGUUUUAUUCCAACUGGGAAAAUUAGUGAAAGGAAAACGCGUUUUCGUCUUGUCUGUCAUGGGCGUGCAGGGCAGCGGCAAAUCGACUUUGCUCAACACAAUGUUCGGCAUCCGAAUGAGGACCAGCGUCGGCCAAUGUACUCGAGGUGUCAACAUGCAGCUGCUGGCCGUCGAGGGCCGACCAGAGUACGACUACAUUUUACUGCUGGACACGGAAGGGACCCGAUCACCGGAAUAUCACGGCCUGGCCGGAAGCGAAAAACGCGACAAUCAAAUGGCAACUCUGAGCAUUUUACUGUCGGACGCGACCAUCAUCGUCAUCCCGGGCGAGAACGAUGCGGCCGUCAAAGAAAUCCUGCCGAUUGUUUUAAUGGCCUACCAAGGAUCCCAACUGGCCGAAGAAAACGGCGGACGACUCAGCUCCAGGAUCUUCUUCGUUUACAAUCGGAUUGACACGAAACAGAAAAAUAAAUUAGACAUAAUCAAGCAAACAUUGGGAACUUCACUUCAUGAAGCUUUUAGUCAAGUUCAAAAUAUGACUGGAAAUUCGAGUAAUUUAAAAUCGGAAAGUCCUUUCGCCAAUUUCAAUCUCACCUCGACCGACUCGUCUCGUAUAGUGACGUUUGUAUCUUGGGAAAGGUCAAUAAACAACCAACUGAUGUGCCGGGUGAAAAAUACGGAGAUGAACUCAUCCAGUUUCGGGAACACAUCCAUCAACGUGUGACAAAACUCGAAGGCGGUCAAAGCUGGAAAAGUAGAUCCAUCGGCGAAUUUUCCAAUUACAUCAAAAAUGUUUGGAAAUGUAUUUGCUCCGCCAACUUCACCUUCACUUUUGUCACUGUCAUGGAAUAUAUGGAAGAGUCUGUGCUUCGAAGCGGCCAAUCACGACACACAAGACAGACCUCAUGAUGCAGUCCAUCAACCAGGGGGAGUUGCAGGAUUAUCUAUCAUACACACUGAUGAAAUGGUUCACACGACUUGCAUUCAAUCUUACGAAGAAGAACAUUCAUUUUACCUAAACGGAGAUUCGACUGUCAAGUAUCCCUUCAGAGACUAUGCCUAGGUCUUUCCUGGAUGGAAAGAACGAUCCUCGCAUCAAGGAAGAAUUGCCAUUGCGCGAAUACAUUUUAGCCACUUACAACAACGAAAUUGCCGAAAAAUACAACUUGAAACAUUCGACGGAAAUCCCCUCAAGCUACUUUUCAAGAACUUUGUCCUCCGUGAAGGAACAACUGAAAAGGGAAAUUGCGGUUUGACGAUACAUAAUCAAAUUUUAUCACAUUUUGUUGAAUAAUUCAAUUUUAAAAUUUUAAAUAGGAUUUCAUAACCAAAGAUUUUCACUUGUAGCUGACUUAUUUACACUUGAGCAUUAUUCAAGCUAUUAUGGACAAGUAUCCGAACCAAAGUUGUGCGACUUGAUUUAGCCAAUGAUCAUCGAUGAUCAUCAGUUCUAUUCAUUUUCUUUUCAAACACAUAGCAC
This is a messenger RNA of Daphnia pulicaria, 4891 nucleotides long. RefSeq lists its product as uncharacterized. Gene Ontology annotation, molecular function: ATP binding; GTP binding; protein kinase activity. The transcript is spliced from 6 exons. Gene Ontology annotation, biological process: protein phosphorylation. The record is from RefSeq and is a predicted model, not a curated record. Lineage: Eukaryota; Metazoa; Arthropoda; Branchiopoda; Diplostraca; Daphniidae. Bases 1220 to 4135 code for a protein of 971 amino acids.